This is a messenger RNA of Zerene cesonia (dogface butterfly), 1002 nucleotides long. RefSeq lists its product as uncharacterized. Lineage: Eukaryota; Metazoa; Arthropoda; Insecta; Lepidoptera; Pieridae. Bases 1 to 1002 code for a protein of 333 amino acids. The record is from RefSeq and is a predicted model, not a curated record. The transcript is spliced from 7 exons.
AUGAUGACGAUGUAUGAAAACCAUAACUCGAUAGCAGCAGAAAGGAAGGCCACGUAUACCGGAGGACCAGUUCCCACGGAGUUCUAUUUGAGCCAAGAGUAUUAUUGUGGUAAAAACGUCUACAUAUUCUCGUCUGAACUGUACAGCGAUAUAUACAACGUAGGUAAAGGAAUAGCUCCCUAUUGCAAGGAUAGGUCAUUCGUAUUCCUAGGCUUCUUACACUACCAUGAUGAGCAAAAGUACUACCUCUUAGAUGACCCUAGCAUAUCAUUUCCAACAGACAACUAUAUGCAUGGAUUGGAGUGUCAUGUGGGUGUUUGCAUUUUUAGGUUUCCUUUCAAAAAGAUAUUGCAGCGCGAAAGGGACGUGUCUACUCUACCGAAGGCAAUCGUGAAAUGCGGCCUCGUUAUGUACAAACUACCGCCACUUUCAGCCGCAGCUUGUAUCAUAGCUUCCGGUUCCUUUAUUUUGGACUUCAACAUUCAGGGUCUGCGAUAUAGGCACUAUGAUUAUUUAUUGACAAUACCAAACGGUAACACAUAUUACACGAAAGAAGCCAACACUCCACUGGUGUGUGACCACCACGUUUGUGAAUGGAAUUAUACCAACCACUAUGGGGGUCCAUUCCUAAUACCUGGAGACCCCGGCACAGGAAUCGAUCCAGUCCCUCCUUACAUUGAACCUACGCCGAAACCCGAUGGCUUCGACGAAGAAAAUAUCACUGUACCAUAUAUUCUAGAAGGAUGUUUAUUUAUGUACCCGCCAAACUACGGGUCAAUAGCUGGCAAGAGUUAUCUAGACCCUGUGGAGUUGCAUGACGACAGAUUCACGUGCAAUGCUGCAGGGGGAGCCAAGGGUCUAUACUGGUAUCCCCAAUGGAUGGGAGCGAUGCCGCACCACCCAUACUCGCCGAUGGUGGACGAUAAAGGCGCCUUCGAAUCCCCUGGUCCCUUCUACCCGCACCAGAAUUACGAUAUGGAAGACGGUGAUACGGAUAGUUGA